AUGCCUCCUCCACGCUUGCCAGCGCUGACACGCCGCGAACAGCUCAUCCGCAGCCCCAUGUUCAACCGCGCCGUCCAGAAGGCAUAUCGGAAGAUCAACAAGCUCCCGCCAAUGGGGCCUGAGAACGGCGGCGGAAGAACCGGCCCCUCUACCCUCGACCACUUCAAGGACGAAUUGAAGGACCAGUUCAGGGAGCUCACCUGGCAGAAACGGCCUCCGAGACAAUGA
Messenger RNA from Trematosphaeria pertusa, 228 nucleotides. RefSeq lists its product as uncharacterized. The record is from RefSeq and is a predicted model, not a curated record. The transcript is spliced from 2 exons. Bases 1 to 228 code for a protein of 75 amino acids. NCBI's taxonomy places the organism in Eukaryota, Fungi, Ascomycota, Dothideomycetes, Pleosporales, Trematosphaeriaceae.